Molecule: messenger RNA, 2049 nt
Organism: Saccostrea cuccullata (small rock oyster)
Lineage: Eukaryota; Metazoa; Mollusca; Bivalvia; Ostreida; Ostreidae
Product: sperm-tail PG-rich repeat-containing protein 2-like
Exons: 11
Source: RefSeq, a predicted model, not a curated record
UUGAGGUAGUGAAACACCAUGUAUGACAGAGCUCCUAGAGAUCUGGUGAAGACAUAUGGAUCCACUCCAGGAAAUGUGGGACCAGGCUCAUAUGAUAGAGGAAUUAAUAUGAAAAAUCUUUAAAAAUCUAACUGGGCCAGGAAAGAUGAAACUAGUGCCCUGGCCAGAGCUAAACUCAAGGCUGAUGGAUAUGCCCCUUUCUUGUCUAUGACAAGUCGAGAAACAUUCCUAAAUGUUAGUGAUCAGGUUGUUGCAGCCCCUGGACCAGGUCAUUAUGAUCCUCAAAAUGCUCAAGAUUUUGUUCCUGGAGGAAAAACACUGGCCAAUAAAUCUAAAAGAUUCCAGGGCCAGAUUCCAGAGAACCCAGGACCAGGGACGUACAGUACAGAAAAGUACACAGACUUCAGGGCCAGCAAGUCUGCCCCAGGCAGUAUCCAGGGCAAAAAUAAUGCUGGAAGUUUGGUGACAAGCAGAAUCAAAUUCCACAGGAAGCCAGAGGCACCCUCUAUUCCUAUGCCAGGGCAGGCCUAUGGGUACGAAGAAUGUGAAGACGGAACUCUAAAAAAACAGGAUGCUCCUGACAAGGAUAAAACUAUAGGACCAGCCUUCUAUAACCCAUCUGCAGAUCCUACAAAGGCCACAAAAACAUAUCAGGGUGUCCACUUCAGUAAAUAUGCCUCCAAACGUAUGGACCUCAGUAAAGGGAAGAUGGGCCCCGGGCCAGGGGACUAUGAGCCCUAUGUUAAUGUACAGAACAGAGCAGAAAAUGUGAAUGCUACAGAGGAAUCUCACAGGUUUGAGGCCAGGAUUCCUAGAUACCACGAGUCAAUUGUCAAGGAUGAGGAGAAGAAGGCCAUUCCUGGACCAGGGAAGUAUGAUGUUAAAGGAGGGUUUGAUCCUGAACCUCCAAAAGUCAAUACAGAGGGAAUAGAAGUAGAACACCCUCCCUUUAUGUCACAGGCCAAGAGAUUUACCCCAAUUAAGAAGACCCUCCCUGCUCCUGGUACAUACAAUGACCCCCGUAAUGCACUGGAGACCCUAAAGAGAACUACUGGACUGAAGAGAUCCCCAUUUGGACAGACCUCAGUUAGAUUUAACCCUGAACCCCAUGUCAAGAAAACACCAGGACCUGGUGCCUAUAACCUGACCGGAAUGGGAUCUGAUAGCAUGAGGAAAGCCUACAUAGAGAGCACCAGAAAAGGUGUGUUUGGCACCACCUCGGUCAGAGUCAAACCAAUCACCAAGAAGGAUGAAACCGAAGUACCGGGACCAGCUCAUUACCAGGUCAAGGAAAAACCAUUCCAAAACCGAUACCAGAACCUGACAUCUAACUUCUCCUCUGUGACAGCCAGACUUCCAGAACAGCCUACAAUAAUUAAGGAGAUGCCACCCCCUGGGUCCUACGAAGUCAUCCAGUCCUAUGAGCAGUCCCAGCUGCGAACCUGUGAGAGGACCAAGCCCAGGACGGAUGAGGCCAAGAGGAAACACGGCUCCUUCCUCUCUGCCGCCUCCAGAUUCGCCCCACCCCGAGACAUGGUUGUCUCCAACACCGACGCUGACUUCCCAGGUCCAGGUGCGUACGAGUCCAAGGAUGGAAUUAAUAAGAAGGGAGGGUUGAUGGUCACCAAGAACAAGCGAUUCAAGGAGCUCAAAUCAGAGGGCCCUGGUCCAGGGGCAUAUGAGUUCUCUCCCCUGAUACAAGAUACAGUUCUGAAGGGUACCUUCAAUGCUACACUUAACAACCCCAUAGCUCCACAACUAGACAUGUCUCAGCAUAUGGGGACAUCAGCAAAACAUGCUUUCCUCCUGGGAGUGUGAAGCAGUACUCCACAACAACAACAAAAACAGCAACAACAAAAAACAACAACAUCAACAACCAAUCAGAUUCUGUCAAUACCAAAAACGUUCAGUGAAUGGACAAAUUCCAAGGACUGUUUCCAAACAUACGGGAAAUAUCUUUAAAAUAUUUUACACAUUCAUAUCUAUGAAAAUGGGUCUUUUUUUGAAUGAAAAGCUUUUGUGAUAUGAUGUUUUUAUUUUUUUUUUCUA